AGAGGCUAUGACUACGUUUCUCGUCGCGUUUCGAUGCAACAAGUCGUAGUUUCCUGGAUAAUUUUUCCCGUCGCAGUUGGCAGGGGGUGCAGCGAUCGACUCUCAUCUACGUGUGUUCGUCUAGUAUUACAUCUAAAUGAAGCUCUCCAGAACUCUAACUCAUUCAAUCACCAAGAUGGAUCGUACCGUACCCCGUUCGUGUGCGAAAUUUUUUCGAUUGCGCACAAGGCUCUGCGGCCUUGGAAGAUGCUUACAGCUGCGCCUCCUUUCUAUCUAAAAGCAAAAGACGUUCUUGCGUGUUCGACUCUCAAGUUAUUUCACUGCUGGCUUGUUUGGGAAAACAAACAUCCUGUUACUUAGGGGAUCACGUAUUGGGAAUGGGGAAUUAUCGGCGAACUGAUACUAUUAGGUGUCAUCGCGUCAUCUUCUCGCUCCCGUUUGCGGAAUCGAUUCUCGUGCUGUUGUCGCCUUCGUGAUAAAAAAUGCUUUACCGGAACUGGAAUCAAAUCAUUUAAGUGUCAAGUGGUUGUGCUUCUCUCUUCAGUAGCAAUCCAUCGUGCGUGUUCGGUUCUUGUGGCUCUCCCGGCUUCUUCGUGUCUUUAUUCAUCUUGUCUUUCUUGUUCAGGCUCCUGAACAAGAAAAAGAAUGAGCAACCCUUUGCGCGGCAUGAGCAGCCGCGGUCCCAACCUGUCCGGCGCAUUGGACUUUUACGUGGCGAUUGGCGAAGUUUUCGGCGCGGACCCGGACAAAGCAAAGGCCUGCUGCGACAACUUUCUGAAGGCCUGUCACGAAGUCGGCCCGGAGGAGUCGAGAUUCUUAGCCGCUUUCGGCGAAGAGAACGAGAAACUCAAGACGGCCGCACUGAAGUUUUACAAGGGGAUCGCACACAUCGCGAACUGGGUAAUGGGCCGGGACGGGCACGCGGCGGCGGUCGAGGUGGUUGACGAUCUCUUUGCCGUUUUCAUGAAGGCCGCUGACGAUGCGGAUGACAAGGAGGCUUUUGUUAGAGCGUUUAACAUCGGCAUUGAAGAGUUGGAAGCGAUCCUGAUGUGACCGCUUGGCCAAACUCUGUGUACUUAGGGCAGUUUCGUUCUAAUGGGAAGCAAAAUAUUAAAAACCACAACCACAUCAAACUGUAUCCAUGGACAGCGCGAUUAUGUUGAGUGGCAACUUGUUCAGCUUCACCUUCAUCUCAUCAUCACGAAGUGCAAACAACAUAAUACAUUUAUUUGAUGCAGUUGCAGCACUCGUGUCCGACAGCGGAGACGAGUUUUGUUCGAUAUUGAGCGUUCUGUUCCAGCAUUCCAGAGAGCCCCGAGCUGAAAGCCUGAGAGUAGUCAAGUUUUCUUUAAGAGUAGUAGC
Messenger RNA from Amoebophrya sp. A120, 1362 nucleotides. The record is from the annotation of a GenBank genome assembly. Lineage: Eukaryota; Dinophyceae; Syndiniales; Amoebophryaceae.